Messenger RNA from Lingula anatina, 1414 nucleotides. RefSeq names its product gastrula zinc finger protein XlCGF71.1-like. NCBI's taxonomy places the organism in Eukaryota, Metazoa, Brachiopoda, Lingulata, Lingulida, Lingulidae. The record is from RefSeq and is a predicted model, not a curated record.
UUAUGUGGCUUGUCUUGGAUAUCAUAAGACGAAUAGCAUCGAACACGAGUCCCUUACCCUUUCCACAGACACCAAUGGCUCUUUGAAACACAGUUGAAGCCAGUGAAAUGGUUAUUUUACGGUUGUAAGCGGAAAGGGUCAGAUACCAUCUCUAAAAUUUACUGAAGGAUGUUUCCGAGGGGAAUCCGGUGAGAUUGCAACGCUUUGUUUACAUUAAGUUCACUUCAUCUUCACGAACAGUUACCUUAAAAACAAUUCAUUCCGAGCAGUUGAUGUUUAUACCCCCAGGGGAGCUUUGUGUCAUUCAUCACAGUCAUCAAACACCAGGUUUUUUUUUUUUUUACCCUCAUUUCUUCGUUUUUUGCAAAAGCAGGUACAUGUACUUCAACUUCAAAGGCUUUUUUCACUUUGCUGAACAGUAAAACAACAGAAAAGCUGUUUAUUGGUGGAAAUAAAGGUGGUAUUAUAACAAGAAAACCAGGAAUUAAAAUGUGAAUAAUUGAAGUAUAAGUUUUUUUUUUUAAUUAAAGGAGCUACAACCGCAGUACUGGCUUUUUGUGAAUGCAUACCACACUAUGAGAACAGAUGUCUUUCUUGUAACAAGACGUUCAGGAGCAGCAGCAGCACUUAUUGUUAACGCCAUGAAGAAAGGAGACAGAUGCCUGCUAGUUCUGUGACAAGUCAUCCAUGAGUAACACUACAUAUACAUGGACCUGCAGAAACCAGGGCAUAUAUUCUAAAACUAAGUCGAGGGCAGCAACACGGAUGUAGAUGAUUUGAUAGGUCAAUGAAAAGUCGAUGAAAAGGAAUGAAAUGGCUGGCAUUGGAGAAAAACCAUUCAAAUGCCAGUGUUGUGAAAAGAGUUUUAGUGUCAAAAGUGCAUGUGUACGACAUGAAAAGACCCACACUAGAGAAAAACCAUUCAAAUGCCAGCUUUGUAAAAAGGGUUUUAGUUUUGAAAGAUAUUGCAAACAACAUGAAAUGAUCCACACUGAAGAAAGACCAUAUAAAUGUUGUUUUUGUGAAAAAGGUUUUAGUGUCAAAAGCACAUGUAAACAACAUGAAAUGAUUCACACUGGAGAAAAACCAUUCAAAUGCCAGUAUUGUGAAAAAAGCUUUAUUGCCAGAGAUAAAUGUAAACAACAUGAAAUGAUCCACACUGGAGAAAGACCAUUUAAAUGUCAGUAUUGUGAAAAGUGUUUUAGUGUCAAAAGCACAUGUAAACAACAUGAAAUGAUUCACAGUGGAGAAAAUCCAUUUAAAUGCCAGUACUGUGAAAAGAGUUUUACUUUCAAAAGUCAGUGUAAACAGCAUGAAAUGGUUCACACUGGAGAAAAGCCAUUCAAAUGGCAGUAUUGUAAUAAGAGUUUAGUCACAGAGGAACAUGUAUAAAACAUGAAAUGAUUCACAGUGG